AUGGAGGUUUAUCCAUACGCAUCUCGUUUUCCUAUGUCUUCAUUGCCUUCUUUUGGGAAUUUUGUUGAUAAGGUUAAAGAAGUUUGUAACUUUGCUGUUUCUGCUGUCAUUGGCAACAUAUUUUCUGCGAUCUUGACCUUUUUCUUUGCAUUAGUGGGAACUUUGCUAGGUGCCAUGACUGGGGCAUUGAUAGGCCAAGAAACUGAAAGUGGGUUUGUUAGAGGGGCUGCAGUUGGAGCUAUAUCAGGAGCUGUUUUCUCAAUUGAAGUAUUUGAGUCGUCUCUUGUUCUUUGGCAAUCAGAUGAAUCUGGGGUUGGCUGUGUGCUCUACUUGAUUGAUGUUAUCGCAAGCCUUCUUAGUGGGCGACUUGUUCGUGAACGCAUUGGUCCGGCAAUGUUAAGUGCAGUACAAAGUCAGAUGGGUGCUGUGGAAACAAACUUUGAGGAGAUCCCAAGCAUCUUUGACACUGGUGGUUCCAAGGGAUUACCUGGAGACUCUCUUGAAAAGAUACCGAAGAUCAAAAUCACAAGCAAUAAUAACGUGGAUGCAUCAGGAGAGAAAGUCUCGUGUUCAGUUUGCCUUCAGGACUUUCAGCUGGGAGAGACUGUUAGAAGCUUGCCUCAUUGUCAUCACAUGUUUCACCGCCCAUGCAUAGAUAAGUGGCUCCUUAGGCAUGCAUCCUGUCCUCUGUGUAGAAGGGAUCUGUGA
This is a messenger RNA of Dovyalis caffra, 708 nucleotides long. Lineage: Eukaryota; Viridiplantae; Streptophyta; Magnoliopsida; Malpighiales; Salicaceae. The record is from the annotation of a GenBank genome assembly.